Caenorhabditis elegans is the source of this 632-nucleotide messenger RNA. RefSeq names its product Glycine Rich Secreted Protein (gene idpa-3). Lineage: Eukaryota; Metazoa; Nematoda; Chromadorea; Rhabditida; Rhabditidae. The record is from RefSeq and is marked reviewed. The transcript has 3 exons. The coding region runs from base 6 to 503 and encodes 165 amino acids.
UUUAGAUGCGUCGUUCUGUUCUCAUUCUCUCAACUUGCGCUCUCAUUGCUCUCGGUCAAGACUGGGGAGGAGGUGGUGGAUACGGAGGCGGCGGUGACAUGGGAGGAUAUGGUGGUGGAGGAUACGGUGGAGGUGGUGAUAUGGGAGGAGGAUAUGGUGGCGGAGGUGACAUGGGAGGAGGCGGCUAUGGAGGUGGCGGAGACAUGGGAGGAGGAUACGGAGGAGGUGGUGACGGCGGAUAUGGUGGCUACGGAGGUGGCGGAUACGGAGGAGGUGGUGAUAUGGGAGGCGGCUACGGAAUGGGAGGAGGAGGCGGUGGAGAUGGUGGAUACGGAGGUGGUGGCUAUGGAGGCAACAUGGGAGGAGGAAACAUGGGAGGUGGUGGUGGAUACGGAUCCUACCAAGGAGGACCACAACAACCAAUGGGAGGACAGCAAGGAGGUUAUGGUGGACAACCUUACGGAGGUGGCGGACAAGGAGGAUGGCCACCAAUGCCAAACUAAACAAUGUCGUCUACUUGAUGAUUUAUCCUAAUUAUCUUAUUUAACUUCCUAACUAUUUCCACUAUGUAUUGUAAAUUCCACGCUUUCAUUUCAUGUUUGUGAAUUUUGUGAAUAAACAGCUUUGUUAUU